Kalmanozyma brasiliensis GHG001 is the source of this 3582-nucleotide messenger RNA. Its product is annotated as protein of unknown function DUF4463. NCBI's taxonomy places the organism in Eukaryota, Fungi, Basidiomycota, Ustilaginomycetes, Ustilaginales. The record is from RefSeq and is a predicted model, not a curated record. The coding region runs from base 1 to 3582 and encodes 1193 amino acids. Gene Ontology annotation, molecular function: calcium-activated cation channel activity. The transcript has a single exon. Gene Ontology annotation, cellular component: plasma membrane.
AUGUCGGAAGCACAGCAGCUCCCCUUUGACUUCUACGCAUAUACCCGCUCAGCGGUCGCUGCCGCCGCUGCAGCUACCACCACGACCGCAGCAACCAUCAUCAACAGUGGCAUCGAUUGGGAGGGCACCAAUCCAGGAGGACCCGGCGGAGGAGGAAACAACAACGGCUCGGAUGGCAACCCUGCCAUUCCGCUCCCCAACCAACGAGCCUACCAGGGCCCCUGGCUCUCCCAGCAGCUCUCGCUCUCCAUCUUCAUCGGUCUCUCCUCAUUCUUCAUCUUUGUCAUCGUCCGACGUCGCAAUGCCGCCCUCUUUGCGCCCCGCACCAAGCUGAAGGGUUUCUCACCACUCGACAACGGCCACGACUCGGGCUACUUCGGCUGGAUCAUGCCCACGCUCAAAACCGAGGAGAUGCGCAUUUUGCAGACCGUCGGCAUGGACGCUGCUAUUCUCCUGAGCUUCUUGAAAAUGGGCUUUUGGCUCUUCUUCAGCCUGAGCUGCUGGAGCAUCUUGGUGCUGAUGCCCGUCAACUACUGGCAGAACGGCGUCCUGGACGGAGUGAGCCCCGCGGAGGAUAGGGACAACGCGACCGAUCCCUACUCGUCCAGGAACAGUGUUACAGGUGUCUGGACCGAGCUCAUCUUCGGUCCACUGAAGGAGAAGCAGCCUCACGGACCGCUGCCACAACUGCCGCUGCCGAGCAACCCGCCUCAGGCCCGAGUCUACCACGCAACGCACCUCAUCUCGACCUACCUCGUCACGCUCCUCGCCAUGCGCGCCAUCUGGAUCAACUACCAGCGCUUCGUCCGCUCCCGUCAACUGUACAUUCUCGAGAUCCUCGAGUCGAUCCCAGCUCGCACUGUCGAGGUUCGCGACCUUCCCGCACACCUACGCGACGAAAAGGCGCUCGCAGAGUACUUUGAGAACAUGGACAUGCCCGUCGAGUCCACCGCGGUCGUACGCAACACUGAGGGUCUAUCGAGACUGCUCAACCAGCGAUCGCAGGCGUUGCAACAACUGGAAAAGACCUGGGUCGGGUGGCUGGGCAAUCCUACCGAUGCGGAGGGCUACGAUCCCGAAAAGAUCAUGCUCCUCGCGGCAAGUGCCAGUCAAGACGAUGGUCCGACUUCGGACGUGACCGAUGAUCUGGUUAGGAUCAGCGUCGACGAGGAUCGUCCGAAUCGCAGCUCCAGCGGCGAUCUCGAGAGCACCCGUCUUCUCGGUGGCGGUUCACCCAGCGCAGGCAUGCUCGGUGCAGACUCGAUUCGCACCCAUCGACCUCGUCCUACCGUUCGCAAGCAGUGGUGGAAUCCGUUCAGCGACAAGGUGGAUGCUAUCGACGAGCUCACUCGCCGUUUCAACGCUGUUGAUCGAGCGGUCCGACGCCGACGCAAGACCGGUCGUUUCCCUGGUGGCAACGUGGGCUUUGUCACGUUCGAAAGCGCAGCAAGUGCACAGAUUGCCUCUCAGACGGUGCACUAUCCCAUUCCAGCCUACUGCUCAACCUCCAUGGCGCAGGAGCCGCGAGACAUCAUCUGGUCCAACAUUGACCUCUCGAACAACGACCGCAGGGUGCGACAGGUGCUCGUCUCGAUCUUCAUGGUCGCCGUGCUCGUCUUCUACAUCCCACCACUGGUGUUCCUUGCAAGUUUCGUCUCGCCCGGUGCGAUCAAGAAGUAUGCGCCCUGGCUCGACAGGCUGCUGGACACGGAUCAGAGGCUGAGGGCGCUGGUGACGAACAAUUUGCCUUCGCUCGUCGUCAUCGGGUUCAACGCCUUGCUGCCGCUCGUGCUCGAGUACUCGUCGUACCUGCAAGGUCUCAAGGCGAGGAGUCUGGUCGAGUACAGUCUGCUCAAGAAGUACUACCUCUUCCUCAUGGUCUCCGUGGUCUUCAUCUUCCUCAUCGCAACAACGGCGUGGGGAGUGCUGCAGGAGCUGGCCGAGAACCCCAUGCGCGUCAUCGACAAGUUUGCCGCCUCUCUACCCAAAGCGCGCUUCUUCUCGCUCUCCUACGUCAUCCUUCAAGGUCUCGCCCUGCAACCACUCCAACUCCUUCAGCUGCCCACCCUGAUCCUACGUGGCUUCUACCGCUUGUUCCUCACUCGCACACCACGCGAGUUCGCCGAGCUCAACGCACCCCCCACCCUCGCCAUGGGCAACGUCUACCCGCAAGCGCUGCUCAUCUUCACCCUCUGCAUCCUCUACUCGAUCGUCUCGCCCCUCAUCGUCAUCUUCGGCGCCAUCUACUUCGGCAUCGCCUACGUGGUCAACAAGUACAAGCUGCUCUACGUCUUCUACAAGCCGUACGAGUCUCAGGGGCAGGCGUGGCCGAUCUCGGCGAGUAGAUGCAUCUGGGCGCUGGUGCUGUUCCACAUUUUCCAGUUCUCGCUUUUCUCGGUGAGGAAGGAGUUGUGGAUGAGCACGGGGUUGAUCCCGCUGAUCCUGUUUACGUUUUGGUUCAACGGGCAUUUGGAGACGACCUUUGGGCCGCUGACGAACCAUGUGAAUCUGAGUAGCGUGGUGGAGGUGCUCAAGGAGAGCAGUGCGGAUCCGAGCGUGGCGGAGCUGGCGCAGAACGGCCCGCCAAGUGUCGCGCGCGCAGACCUGGGCGAUAAUGUUACCAGCACGGAUCCGUCCGCCGUCACUGCCGCUGGUGCUAGCAACACCGCUCCCAAAUCCGGCACCAUGACACCGAGCAGCAGCCGCAGCAAGCAACUACUAUCCCUCGAUCCGUCGCACAAGAUCGAUCGCGAGUUCACCAAGCUCGCUCUAGCCCGGUACAGUCACGAUGAGGAGGACGAGACGCUGUUCGUGGCGCAGCGCGAUACCAAGACGGACUAUCGCGAGCCUCCUGGUGCGGGCUACUAUCCAGGUGUGCUCAAUACGGGUCGUCGGCGAUAUGGUCAUCCGGCGAUCACGGGGAUUCUGCCAGAGCUGUGGCUGCCCGUGCCGAGUCACCGGUUGGAGGAGGGCGGGGAGGACGUGACGGCGCCCGAUGACCUCGAGGCGAACGCAACGGGUAUGGCGUCCGCUACAACCUCUGCGUUGGGUGCACCCCGAGGUGAACGCCAGGCGGAUACGAACAGCCUCAGUGGCACAGCAGCACGGAUUCGUGCUCGCGCACUGUCCAAAGCUGAACCGCUCAUUCUGUCGUUACGCAAACGCAAGUCGAGUCUGAUGUCCGGUCGACCACGCCAAGCCUCCUCGUCGCCCUCCCCGAUUUCUCCGGCUGGACAGAGACCUUCACAAGACGGCACAUCGGUCGACCGCGACUCACCCUCGGUGUACGCAGGCGAUGCGGAGAACGACUUUGGCGUGUGGUCUGAUGGCGUCUCUGGACCUCAGGGUAGCAGUUCAUCGGCUGCAAUCGGCGAGGCGCUUAGUGGAGGAUAUGCGGUUGCACCGGCCAGAUCGCACAUUCGCGCGGCAAGGAAGGGCAGGGAGGACGCAGAGAUCGGGGUCAACGAGGAAGACGACGAUGAGGAAGGCGUGUACAUUCAUCGCACCGCCACAAGGGGCGGCAGGUAUAGGAGGGUCAGUGGCGUGCCUGGCCCAGCCACGGGCGCGCCGUAUCACGAUUGA